AUGCUCUUCGGCGGCGUACUGAGGCUGGGCGAGCAGCUGCGGGAACCGACUGGCACAUUCGACGCAGAGGAGUCCUGGGAGUGCAGCCUGAAAAAUGAACCCCUUCAUGGAAAACGGUGCACAUUUUGCCAGCAGCAACGCCGGGCCCUUUUAUAUGCAAGUCGUGGGACAGCCACCAUUCCCAGGCCUCUGGGGCCAGAACCCGGCUUAUAAUCCUCUCAGCAGUCCUGGGGCAGGUUUCAGAAACGGAAGUUCGUGGUUGUCAUACUCAUCGGCGUUUGGCGAGUGUCCCAUCUCUCUAAUCCCACAGUCUCCGCCUCCCACCCUUGACCGCAGACCCGCGUUCCGCCGGUCUUACGCAUCGCAGCUGCAGCAGUUUGAUGGCUUUGCAAGAAAGAAAACCAAAGAGACCCCAGCUGGUCACAGGCAGGCAGCAGACACCCAUUCACGAGGCAGCAGGCGUGACAUAGGUCAGAGCGGGUCAGCCUGUAUUUCUGCCAUCCCUGUGGAGGCAGAAACUGACGGCAUUUCUGGAGAAUCAUUCGAGCCUCUGCAUCUCGCCCAGGAGAGGGGGCCACGUGAAAAGAGCUGUGAUCAUGCCUUGUACAGAAACACCCCUGGCCGGGGCUGUGCCUGUGAGAGGGAGGUCAUGAGAGCAGAAGGGGGCCGUGGGUCCCUCGGGGUGCAGUCCUGGAGCACUGUCAGUGAGAGCAGCCAUCUGUGUGACCGGGCCUGUGGUGAAGGCACAGCAGAGGACCAGGCCCAGCGCAGCCUGCCUUCAGGGCUCCCCUGUACCCCUGAGGGCAAGGGCGCGGCAACGAGGAAGGGAGCUUCCAGGGCCUCAGACGAGAUCCUGGAGUCAGGCAGUGCUGUGCGGGUGACCGUGAGCCGAGGAAGGAGCAGGUGUGGGGACGUUCCCCCGAACCUGCUAGCUCUGGAUACGAAGGCCAGUGAGGAGGUUCAGUUUGUUAAAAGCCAGAAUAACCUGAAGUCACAAGUGUGCGAGUCGGACGAUCUGAAGCAGUGCCCAUCUCACACGGAAGCAAAGGCCCUGAGCCUGCCACCCAGUCCCCAAGGGCACCUGGGCAAAGGGAGGAGAAAGCCAGGCCUCCCAGAGAGCCACUGUCCCUCGCCAACCCCGCUGGCCCAGCCAUCACCCCAUGGAGACGAGGGGCCCUGCAGAGACAGCGGAGUGUACCAGCCUCCCCGUGAAGGUGAGGAGGCUGUGUCCGCGGGUGUGGCUGAGCUGAGAGAGGAACCUCGGAAGCCGCAUCCGCCUGGCGUAAGACGUCCUCCAAGUCCCGUCCUGAUUGCAGCGCCUGGUGCUAGAGUUGACCGAGGGAUUCAGUGUGACAUGAGCUGCAUGGAGGAAGACACAGCACGGCCUGAAGGGGGCGACGAAGCUGGAUGGUGGCUUGAAGGUAAAGGGGGCCUCGAAGGUGAACGGGGCCUCGAAGGCGAAGAUGAAGGUGGAUGGUGCUUUGUAGGUGAAGAGUGCAAGGAAGGUGAAGGGGGCCUCGGAGGUGAAGAUGGCGAUGAAGCUGGAUGGUUGCUUGAAGGGGAAGGAGCCCUCGGAGGUGACGGGGACCUUGGAGGUGAAGGAGACCUCGGAGGUGAAGAUGGCGAUGAAGCUGGAUGGUUGCUUGAAGGGGAAGGAGCCCUCGGAGGUGACGGGGACCUUGGAGGUGACGGGGACUUCGGAGGUGAAGAUGGCGAUGAAGCUGGAUGGUUGCUUGAAGGGGAAGGAGCCUUCGGAGGUGACGGGGACCUUGGAGGGGAAGGAGCCCUCGGAGGUGAAGGAGCCCUCGGAGGUGAAGGGGGUGAUGAAGCUGUUGAAGAGUGGGAUUACAGUGCAGACCUAUAUGAGAAAAGUCGGUCGUAUGUGACGCGCUACCUUAAACGUCAGGUUAAGGAAAUGAUGAGAGAAAGGAGACUGAAUGCCGCCAUCACCAGCCCCAAGCGACAGACAAAGUACAUACUGUUCAAUGAGCGCGGCUUCAGGUAUCUGUUUUCUGAAAUCGAGGAGAACGACAACGUGGAAUUGUUAUUUGAGGAAGAUAGUGAUGACAUUUGUGUGCUAGACUACCAUCUUAAAGAAGCUCCCAGAGGCUCCCUGCUUUUGUACGAGGGCCAUAUUUACCUACAGAUUGGCCAGGAGAUAGAGUGGAAACCUCGCAGGAAGCCUGCUCGCCACGCCGAGUUCCACAAGGUCUGGGUGAAGACCGAGGCGGGGGUGGCCAGGUACAGGAGUCUGUACGGAUACCCCAGUUCACUCUCGGAAGAUCUCGCAUGGAGCGCACCUGAAGCAGACAUCUGAACUGAGUUCUACCACCGCAGAUGCGGGUGUCCCGACGGGAGAUCUCUCUGUGCUGGAAAUAACACCCCUGGAGUAAGAAGACGAAAUAGAACGCUUUUUGAACUAGAUGUUGUGAGACAGUAAAUAAAUAAAAUUACAUGCGUGUGAACGUUUUUUUUCCCCUGACCAGAGGGAAGGAAAGGGGGAAUGCGCCCGCUCUGUGGGAAAUGGUCACGCCCUAGUCACCUCCAUUUCUUACUCCUCAGGACCUUGGGCACACUCACCUGCGUGCCCACAGUGUUUCACUGGGCCACUGGGUCGGGCACUCGGCCAUGUGGACCUAGCUGCGUAACCUCACCGUCACCCGGCCCACAUCUGUGUCAUUGUAAGCCUUUUUCCUUUUCCCUCAAAGUCGCUAUCACUGCCAGGUAAUCCUCAAAAUUGUCCUUUUUUU
Tupaia belangeri chinensis (Chinese tree shrew) is the source of this 2750-nucleotide messenger RNA. RefSeq lists its product as uncharacterized. The coding region runs from base 95 to 2317 and encodes 740 amino acids. NCBI's taxonomy places the organism in Eukaryota, Metazoa, Chordata, Mammalia, Scandentia, Tupaiidae. The transcript is spliced from 5 exons. The record is from RefSeq and is a predicted model, not a curated record.